This is a messenger RNA of Thyridium curvatum, 239 nucleotides long. RefSeq lists its product as uncharacterized. The record is from RefSeq and is a predicted model, not a curated record. NCBI's taxonomy places the organism in Eukaryota, Fungi, Ascomycota, Sordariomycetes, Thyridiales, Thyridiaceae. The transcript has a single exon. The annotation marks the transcript as partial.
AUGUUCGAGAAAGCCAUCAAGGCAGCCUUCGGAGAUCCAGACGAGGAACGAACAGCGGAACGACAGCUGAUGGCGCUCCGACAAACGGGAUCUGCGUCCAGCUACGCCGUCAAGUUCAGACAGGUUUCAAGUUCUCUCGAAUGGAAAGACGAACCUCUGAUGGUUGCGUUUUACGCCGGGUUAAAGGCAGAAGUCAAAGACGAACUCGCCAAGAUAGACCGACCCAAGGAAUUCGCGCA